UCCUGGCCGCCAUUAAAGAAUUCAAUCCAUGAACUGAAAUAAUGGAAAUCUGCAGGACCCAUGAAUCAGUGAGAUAAGAGCAGGCGAUGAGUAGUGGGUUAAAUUUGACCUCUCGUUCAUUUUAGGGUUGGUUUUACUAUGUCGGAGCGCCGCGGUGGUUUUAGCGAAAAUGAGGGCGGUGUAGCUAAUUGUUUUAUUUAGCUGGCUGGCUAACGCUGGAGCUGUGGUAUGUUAGCCUGUGUGCUAGCAAGCUAAGAGAUCAGGGGGAGGGGAGAGUUCCUUUGCUUUGAAAUUGUUUCAGACCAGCUAGCUAGCAUUAGCCGUAGCUAACCGGGGGAGACUAAGCUUUUUGAGGUGAAGUUUUUAGCUUGCGAUCUCCUGUAUUUUUCAUUGCGCACGCAGUUUUCCCGGUGUUUAGUUGAAGCCUAGCCUGCCCAUGUCAUGUUAACGAUGCCAGUUUGAUGUUGAGGUUAUGUAGCGAGCAGGCGGCUAACUAGAUCAGACAAUACAUUUCAAAUAGGAUUGAUGAAUCCAGUAGCUGGGGGCUUACAGUUGACGCUGUCCAGCAUUAGCUUAGCUCUGAAGCUAGCGGUGGCUAGCGCCGGUUAAAAGUUGUGUGUUUGCCUAGCGGCGGCUAGCUGCCUGCUGCCGUCUGCGCUUUUAGCGAACAAUUACAACUAAAUAAGGUUAGCGCGUAGCCUGCAAGUUAGCCCGACAACUUCUUCCUCCUCAUGGUGAUUGAGACAAUGGACUGUAACGUUACAACAACGCAGUGAAAAGGAUGAGUUCGUGCUUUGUACCAAACGGGGCCAGUUUGGAGGACUGCCACUCCAACCUAUUUUGCUUGGCUGAUUUGACUGGGAUAAAAUGGAGGCGUUUCGUGUGGCAAGGACCCACCUCUUCACCCAUCCUUUUCCCUGUGACUGAGGAGGACCCCAUCUUGUGCAGUUUCAGCCGAUGCUUAGCGGCAGAUGUGCUGAGCGUGUGGAGAAGGCACCACACCCCAGGUCGCAGAGAGCUCUGGCUUUUCUGGUGGGGAGACGACCCCAGUUUUGCUGAGCUCAUCCAUAAUGAGCUCUCAAGUGAAGAGGAUGGCGAGUGGGAGAGCGGGCUGUCCUACGAGUGUCGCACCCUCCUGUUCAAAGCCAUCCACAACCUGCUGGAGCGCUGUCUCAUGAACCGCGGCUUUGUCCGCAUCGGCAAGUGGUUUGUGAAGCCCUACCAGAAGGAGGAGAAGCCCAUUAACAAAAGUGAGCACCUGUCGUGUGCCUUCACCUUCUUUGUGCAUGGCGACAGCAAUGUGUGCACAAGUGUGGAGAUUGCCCAGCAUCAGCCUGUCCAGCGACUGAGCGAAGAGCACCUCAGCCUCGCCCAGCAGAGUUCCAGCCCCUUGCAAGUCAUCCUGAGCCCCUUCGGCUUGAAUGGGACCCUCACAGGCCAGGCCUUUAAGAUGUCAGACCACCCGACUCAGAAGCUGAUUGAGGAGUGGAGGCAGUUUUAUCCCAUCAGCCCCAGUCCCAGAGAGAUUCAGGAAGACAAGAUGGAGGAUUCGGACUGGGAGGACGACUCGCUGGCUGCUGUGGAGGUCCUCGUCGCGGGAGUCAGGAUGGUUUACCCUGCCUGCCUGGUGCUCAUCCCCCUGUCAGACCUCCCUGCUGUGGUCCCGCAGGGCUCAGCCAACACCUCAGGAAGCCUGUGUGGUGCCCAGCAGGGCCAGGCUGCGCACAGAGACCCUGCCAUGUCCUCUGUCACUCUGACUCCUCCAACAUCACCAGAGGAGGCUCAGACCGAUUACCAGCCUGCACAGAGGUGGCUAAAACUGUCCUCUGCGUCUGAUGGCUACAGCUCUAAUAGUGGAGGUCUCCAUGGGGGGAAAAUCCCACGGGGCCUUGCCAGCCAGGUGGUGGAGUCUGUGUGGCAGGAGUACAACAUCAGCCGUGCUGAGAACAAGAGGAAAUAUUCUACCUUGACCAAUGGGACCUGUGAAGAGGAGGCAGACAAAACCGGACUUUGGGAUUUUGUGGAACCGACGUACAGGGCACAUUGCAAUUGCUCAAGGCAUAAGAAUCAGAAACAGCGAUCCAGCAGUACCUCAGGACACCCGCCUUCAUCAGGCCAGCCCCCGCAGCCGGCCCCCAAGUACAAAUUGGGGGAGAAGCUGGAGAAGGGCGAGAAGCAGCAGAAGCGGCCGCAGACGCCUUUUCACCACCGCAGCUCUGUGAGUGAGGAGCAGUCCCUUGAGCCACAGGCCCAGAGGCUUUGCCUACGAGCGCAGGAAGAGGGCUCCUAUCCCAGCCUGCACCAUGUGGAUACGGCCCCCUCCAAAGCCCCCACGCUGCACAGCCACGGCCCUCCUGCCGAUCUGGCCGGCUCCCCCCAGCCCCCUCCCCUUAGCCCCCAUCCCUGUGACCAUGUAGAGGGUGACCCAGGUGCCAUGAAGAGCUCUUCCACACCCAUUCACCAGCCUUUCUACCCCCCAUCAGUGGAGCCUUGCCUGGUGCCCCAGAAGGCCUCCUCUGAGGAGCCUCAGCUAGAUCCCAUGCCUGUGCCUCUGCCCUUCCCCCCAGCAUACACCGAGACCCUGGAGCCCACAGUCUUUGUGGGAUCAGCCAUCAACCCUCAUGAAGAUUCCACCCACAAUCCCUGGAAAUACUUCAGUCUGCCCAGGAGGAGGACCUCUGACUUCCUCCCACCCCAGCUACCUGUGGACAAAAUACGAGAUGAUUCUGGAGGAGGUGGAGGAGCCGAGAGUGUUGUGUCUGUCACUGAGUUGAUGUCGGGCUCCACGCGGACCCUGAAAGUAUCUCAGGAGCUGGUUAAGGUUUACGCUCAGCGGAGAAACAGCCAUCUUGCUUCCGCCACAGCGGAUGGAGACCACAGUGAAGAGCCAGACCCUUACGCUUUCGAAGAGGGAGACGACGAGUUCAGCUUCACUGAGAAGAAGGACAAGCCUGGGGCCGAAAGAGAGGGCAACAGGAAACAAAAGGGGGACGAUGGAAUUGGAACUUCAGCUGAUGAUGGCCAAGGAUCCUCAGGCAGCAAACCUACAGCAUCCACCAGCCUGAUCCAUGAGAAUGACCUGGCUGUGUCCUUCAGCGAUCUGGACAAAAUCUUCAAUUCUGAUGAAGAUGAGCUAGCGCCUGGAACCCGAAGGGCUGGUGUUGGUGCAGAGGAGAAGUUUGGCUCUAAGGAAGCUAAACCAGCCACUUUGGACCCCCUGUCUUGCAUAAGCUCAGCAGACCUGCACCAGAUGUUUCCCACCCCGCCUUCCCUGGAGCAGCACAUCAUGGGAUACUCUCCCAUGAACACCGGGGGCAAGGAGUAUGGUAGCCUGGAAGCAGGGGCAGGCCUCACACUGUUGGAUGGAAGCCAGCUCAACAACCACUUUAAAAUGGAGGUGGAAGAGGGUUUCUGCAGCCCGAAGCCUUCUGAAAUCAAGGACUUCUCUUUCGUGUACAAGCCAGACGCUUGUCAGCCAUUCAUAGGCUGCUCCAUGUAUGCCCCUCUGAAGACGUUGCCCAGCCAGUGUCUAUUGCCUAUCAAGCUGCCAGAAGACUGUGUGUACACGCCCAGCUGGACCUUGGGCAAAAUGGAACUUAUACCCCCUGUUUCAACCAUGAGUCUCCUCACCAAAGACAGUAACAUCCCCAGUGUGGAGCCGGACUACAGCCAGAGCUACACCCCUCAGACCCACACGCCCUUCAUGUCCAACAGCGCCCCGCCCAGCAACAGCGGCACGGGCAUCCUGCCCUCCCCAGCCACACCACGUUUCUCCGUCCCCACCCCUCGUACACCCCGCACUCCACGGACACCCCGCGGCCCAUCCAGCGUCCAGGGCUCGCUCAAGUAUGACAACUCCGACCUUUAUUCACCUGCCUCCACGCCCUCCACCUGCCGACCCCUCAGCUCAGUGGAGCCAGCCACCGUACCCUCCAUUCCAGAGGCGCACAGCCUCUACGUCACACUCAUACUCUCAGAGUCAGUUAUGAAUCUCUUCAAGGACUGUAACUUCGACAGUUGCUGCGUGUGUGUCUGCAACAUGAACAUCCGGGGAGCCGAUGUCGGGGUGUACCUCAAGGACAACGGCGAGGCCCAGUAUCCCUGCACUUGUGGCUUCAGUGCUGUCACCAACCGUCGCUUUGGACAGUCCGCGGGGCUCUUCCUGGAGGACGAGCUGGAUGUGGUGGGACGGGGCUCAGACGCCAGUCGGGAUACAGAGCGGUGUUUUGAGGAACUGCGAGCCUCCUCCAUGCACAAGGCUAGCAGCCUGAAGGAGAAGCCUCCAGAUGAGCUUAUUCUGCUGCUGCAGGACCAGUGUACCAACCCGUUUGCCCCUAUGGCAGGUGUGGAGUACCCCAGGCCUGUGAGUUCAGCCCCCAGCUCUUUCCUGCGGGUUGAAGAGAGAGACUGUUACAAUGACUGCUACAUGGCACUGGAGCAUGGCAGGCAGUUUAUGGACAAUAUGUCAGGAGGCAAAGUAGACGAAACACUAGUGAAAAGCACCUGUCUUCAUCAGUGGCCAAAACGAAAAUCUGCAGAUAUGAGCAAGUUAUAUUCUCAGGACGUCCUGCGGGUGUUGCUGUCCCUCCAGCCUGUGCUCCAGGACACCAUUCAGAAAAAGCGGAGUGUGCGCUCUUGGGGCGUGCAGGGACCGCUCACCUGGCAACAGUUUCACAAAAUGGCUGGGAGGGGAUCCUAUGGUACAGAUGAGUCUCCAGAGCCCUUGCCCAUCCCUACCUUUUUGGUGGGUUAUGAGUAUGAUUUUGUGGUGCUGUCUCCCUUCGGGUUACCCUACUGGGAGAAGCUUCUGCUAGAUCCUUUUGGCUCCCAGAGGGAUGUGGGCUAUGUUGUCAUCUGCCCAGAGAAUGAGGCUCUGCUCCGUGGAGCUAAGACCUUCUUCAAGGACCUGACUGCUGUGUAUGAGGCGUGCCAGCUCGGCCAGCACAGGCCCAUCUGUAAGACUCACCCAGAGGGCAUAUUGAAGGUCUGCACCACAGAGGGCAGGAGCACGGCAGAGCAGCCCCUUAGCGAUUGGUUCCUUAAGAUGACUGCCAGAGAUGGGAACAAUGAAGCCUUUAAUAAGCUCAAACUCUUUGCUCAAGUGUGCCGCUAUGAUCUGGCUCCAUACCUGUCGGACCAGUCUCUAGACAGCUCUCUACUGUCUCAGCGCAACCCCACUGUGGCCUCCUCCUCCUCCCAGACCUCCAGCUCUUCCAGCACCUCCUCAGGACCCCAGAGCACCAACACUACCAACUCCAGCACCAGCUCUGCCCAACCUGCCCAAGUCAACAGCACCCCUCCCUCUUCCUCCUCAGGCCCCCAGAACAUUGGGGCAAUGGCCUCUGCCAAACCAAGCUCCUAUGCCCCUUUUGGGACAUCAACAGGCUUGCAGGGUGGCGCCUCUCAAAACGGACCCCAGUCAAACCCCCAGGGACCAGUGGGUCUGGGAGAAAAUGGACCCAAUGCCAGCCAGCCUGCGGGGACCACUGAAACAGCAGAGAGCACAAUGGAGAGAGACAAAGUGGGCAAGCCAACAGACGGGGAGUCCCAUGCCGUCUCCUACCCUCCUGCCAUCGUGGUGUACAUCAUAGACCCCUUCAGCUAUGAGGAUGCUGACCGAGAAGUCCACUCAAGUACCUACACACUGGGCCUGCUGCGCUGCUACCUGGAGAUGCUCCAGUUCCUGCCUCCUCACAUCAGAAACGCUGUCUCAGUGCAGAUCAUUCCCUGCCAGUACCUGCUGCAGCCUGUGCGCAGUGGGGAGCGCCACCUUUACGGCCAGCACCUCAAGUCUCUGGCCUUCUCCGUCUUCACUCAGUGUCGCCGGCCUCUGCCCACCUCCACCAACUUCAAGGCCCUGACUGGCUUCGGGCCUGGUCUGGCAAUUGACACGGCGCUCAAAAGCCCAGAGAGGCCCGAGUGUCUGCGUCUGUACACGCCCCCCUUCAUCUUGGCACCAGUCAAAGACAAACAGACAGAGCUGGGGGAGACGUUUGGCGAAGCGUCCCAGAAGUACAAUGUCCUGUUUGUGGGCUACUGCCUUUCCCAUGAUCAGCGCUGGCUGCUGGCCUCCUGCACCGACCAACAUGGAGAACUGCUGGAGACCUGCAUCAUCAGUAUCGAUGUGCCCAACAGGGCUCGUAGGAAAAAAGGCUCAGCCAGGCGACUGGGUCUGCAGAAGCUGUGGGAGUGGUGUCUGGGCCUGGUGCAGGUGACCUCACUGCCAUGGAGGGUAGUGAUUGGACGACUUGGAAGAAUGGGCCACGGCGAGCUUAGAGACUGGAGCAUUCUGCUGAGCAGGAGGAACCUGCAGUCUCUCAGCAAGCGGCUGAAGGAGACAUGUAGGAUGUGCGGCAUCUCUGCUGCUGACACUCCCAGCAUCCUCAGUGCCUGCUUGGUUGCCAUGGAGCCCCAGGGCUCCUUUGUCAUCAUGCCAGAUUCUGUGUCGACAGGUUCAGUGUUCGGUCGCAGCACCACACUCAACAUGCAGACGUCCCAGCUGAGUACACCUCAGGACACAUCUUGCACACACAUCCUGGUGUUCCCCACCUCAGCCAUGGUGCAGGUCAACACCAACACCACCGAGCCCAUUGACAUCAACUUCAAUCCCAUCAAUCCUGAUGGAUCUGAUGGAAUGGGCCUCUUUGACCUGUUUGACAAUGACAUGGUGGACCCGGACCUCAUCAACAUCCUGCCCAACUCCCCCACCACCUCCCCUGUACACUCUCCCGGGUCUCACUAUCACCAGGGGGGAGACGGCAGCAAGGGCCAGAGUGCAGAUCGUAUGGAGUCCCAUGAGGAAGCCCUGAACAUCCUGCAGCAGCCGAUGGCGCUGGGCUACUUCAUCUCCACAGCCAAGGCCGGACCUCUCCCCGACUGGUUCUGGUCUGCCUGCCCUCAAGCCCAGAACCAGUGCCCACUCUUCCUCAAGGCCUCUCUGCACCUGCAUGUGUCUUCUGUCCAAUCAGAUGAGCUUCUGCACAGUAAACACUCCCAUCCCCUGGAUUCCAACCACACCUCUGAUGUACUCAGAUUUGUGCUGGAGCAGUACAACGCCCUCUCCUGGCUGACAUGCGACCCUGCAACCCAGGACCGGCGCUCCUGUCUGCCUGUUCACUUUGUGGUGCUCAACCAGAUGUACAACUUUAUCAUGAACAUGCUCUGAACUCUAAUCUGACGGCUGAGGUUUGAUUUGAUGGAUCACUCAGUUUCAUGAUGAAAAUUUUUUUUGCUACAAAGGAUCCCGACUAAAUGGACCUCGAGCUCCAUCAGGGUAGAUGUGGAGAAUGCACUCCCCUCCCUGGUGUAUCUCACACAACACUGACUGACUGGAAGUUUCCAAUCAACAAAUCAAUCAAUCAAAUGCCAAGAAUCCAUUUUAGCAUUUUGGAUGAUCAAGGGACAUUUCAUAAAGGAAAAUAAAUUGUCUUUUUAAUGACUGUAGAUUGCAAUCUAUGAAAUUUUAUCCUAAUGAAAUGCCUGCAUAUAUUAUUUAUUGUAAGUUUUUAAAUGUGGAAUUUUUAAUGCUUAAUAUCUUUUAUAUAUUACAAAUCCUAGAGGGUGUGUAUAUUGCCAUCUCACUGUAAAGGAAUUGGUUUAAAAAGUGAUGUAAUUUUCUCAAUUACAAUACGGAAAAACCUGUUCAAGUGAAUUUGCUGUAGAUUGCUUUUAGAGUAUUAUUUUUUCAAAGGGUACAGACCUUUUUAUUGCCAUGCUGUAAAAAUGAAGUAAGCUGGCUUGGGCAUUUGCGUCCCACCCAAUGAGUGGAUGAGACUUACCUCUCUGUCUGCUUUGUGUGCCAGAGUCUCUCGCACAGUAACUCAAUGAGCUCUGAAGAGGAAUAAAAGGUACAUUGUCAGAUUAUAUAUUUUAUAUAACAGAUUUAGGUAAUUGUGUGUGUAUAUGUGUACAUAUAAUUGUGUGCCGCUACUGAUGGUGCAGCUUCUGUUUUAGGAAUAAAGUGCGUCUACCUAU
Myripristis murdjan (pinecone soldierfish) is the source of this 7974-nucleotide messenger RNA. Its product is annotated as mediator of RNA polymerase II transcription subunit 13-like. The record is from RefSeq and is a predicted model, not a curated record. Gene Ontology annotation, biological process: positive regulation of transcription by RNA polymerase II. Gene Ontology annotation, molecular function: transcription coactivator activity. Bases 782 to 7165 code for a protein of 2127 amino acids. Gene Ontology annotation, cellular component: mediator complex. NCBI's taxonomy places the organism in Eukaryota, Metazoa, Chordata, Actinopteri, Holocentriformes, Holocentridae. The transcript has 30 exons.